AUGUCUUCAAACGAACUUCCACAGCGGCCCAAGCGCAAGCACAGCCUUCGACGAUGGAAAAAGAGAGAGCUCUCCCCCGAUUCGUCCAAACAGGCUGAAACCCUCCUCGAUGCCGCCACCAAGUCCCGCGAUAAUGGCCUGCUCCAAUCGUCAUUCGACUUCUUUGAGGCAAAGCAGAACCAAAAGCAAGAGGCCAAAAGCAACUCUGCCGCCCUCGCCAACAAGAUCCAAGACCUCGAAGCACAGUUGCAACAAGCCAAGGUCCGGCUGGAGGAGUCACAAGCCGAAGAAAGAAGAGUCCAAGCCCAAAUCAGCGACCUCCACUUCAUGCUAGAGUAUGGCGACUGGUACGCGUUUCUCCCCACGGCUAUGCGGCCCCAUGAGUCUACGAUCGAGCAAGACGAUGCCGACAACAAGAUCCGGCCUUUGCUUUUGAGUGCCUAUCAUGAUCGCACGACUCAGGCGCGUGUGGCUGGGAUGGCCCAGGCAGAAGCCGAGAACAGGCAAUACACUGGAUCCAAGGAUGAGCCAAAGAAAGUCUUCGCUCAAGAGUCCAAAGACAUUCAGCCAAGCGCGUAA
Molecule: messenger RNA, 579 nt
Organism: Fusarium mangiferae
Lineage: Eukaryota; Fungi; Ascomycota; Sordariomycetes; Hypocreales; Nectriaceae
Exons: 2
Coding region: 1-579 (192 amino acids)
Source: RefSeq, a predicted model, not a curated record